AUGGCUAAGGUUGCUGCCCGCUUCCUCGAGGAAACGUUUGACUGUUCUGGACACCUUCCUCCGCUACCAUCAAAUCCUGAUCCGAGGAUGGAACCACCCGGAUGGGAACUCGACAUUUUCAUUGGCUAUGUCCUGUAUCGGACACAUCUCGCGAAAUGGACUGUGAUAAACGCUUUGUACUUGCUGGACAUUCUCAAGAAACGAUUUGAGAAGGGACGCGUGUUUUGUGGGCAUUAUUUAAUCCUCACCGCUCUCAUACUGUCAAUGAAGAUGUUGGCCGACGACGUAUACGCGCUCCAUUCUUGGGUGGCGGCAGCGGGGAAUCGGUUCCAUGGAAGAGAAAUUGCGCGACUGGAGCGCGAAGUACUGCGGCUGUUAGAUUACAACCUCCCUACUAAUAUUUCCGUGAAGACUCUGGAUGAAUUUGAGCGCAAACUAAUGCACACCUUCGGGGCCAGAGCUCCACCGAAGUUGAAUGCGACAAGAAAACCGAGCGGGAAGCCACCUGCGGUGCCGCCCAAGGAUGAUGCACCCUACGUCAUCUCGGCACAAAAUUAUCAAACUCCCCCUAUAACUCCCAUUGACGGCAACGAAGAGCCGAACGUUGUCCCUCCACCACCACACUCCUUCGGAGCACCCAGAGUACAAUUCGAACCCAGGCACUACAGAAGUCCAGUGUCAUCUCCAGCCGAGUCCGAGGAUGAGGAUUACCGUCCUCCAGUUCCGCCUAAGCCUUAUCCCAGGCACGAGGCAUCAAGAGCCAAUACCUACUUGUCCCCGGUAUCCCCUCCUCGGCCGUCGAGGUCCAUUACGCGGCGUCCAUCGACCCCCCAUGUUCCCCGCCCUCGAGCACCCAGCGUUCCCUCUGCGCCCAGCAUUCCUCGUGGACCCGUAGGACCGAUCUCUACCGCUUCUGAAGCUGCUGCACGCCACGCUCACGCCAUGAUAUCCGCUCAGUCUCGUCAACCGACUCAUCCGGGACUUCCUCGGCCUGCAGCUACACAACGGCCGAAGGCUGUCUCGACCGCUUCGGCGGCGGCUGCGCAUGCGAUACCACCGGUUUACCCUUUCCCGCAACCCAAGUCACAAACAUAUCCGUAUCCUAUCAUUAAUGCUCCACUGUAUCAGCCUGCCCAAAAUGUAACGGCCACGUCGACAAGGACAACCCUCCAGCCUACUAGUAGGAGGCGAGCGACUGCUGCUACUCCCGGUGCUGACAGUGGAUUUAUGCUUUUCAGACGGUAA
Messenger RNA from Fibroporia radiculosa, 1245 nucleotides. RefSeq lists its product as uncharacterized. Gene Ontology annotation, molecular function: protein kinase binding; cyclin-dependent protein serine/threonine kinase regulator activity. The record is from RefSeq and is a predicted model, not a curated record. The coding region runs from base 1 to 1245 and encodes 414 amino acids. Gene Ontology annotation, biological process: regulation of cyclin-dependent protein serine/threonine kinase activity. The transcript has 2 exons. NCBI's taxonomy places the organism in Eukaryota, Fungi, Basidiomycota, Agaricomycetes, Polyporales, Fibroporiaceae. Gene Ontology annotation, cellular component: nucleus; cyclin-dependent protein kinase holoenzyme complex.